UCGCGGGGUGGAGAGGGUCAUGGCGGCUGUCUGUGUGAGGGGCCUGUGUGUGUGUCUGCUGCUUGUGCUGAGUCUCACAGCGGCGGCGGAGGAGAAGAAGAGAAAGAAGAAAGAUGUCCGGGAUUACAAUGACGCGGACAUGGCGCGGCUGCUGGAGCAGUGGGAGAAAGAUGAUGACAUAGAAGAAGGCGACCUGCCCGAACACCAAAGAAAACCUGCCCCAGUAGACUUCUCAAAGCUUGAUCCUAAGAACCCAGAGAGCAUCUUGCAGGUAACCAAGAAGGGCAAGACUAUAAUGAUCUUUGCAACUGUAUCUGGAAACCCAACAGAGAAGGAUACGGAGGAGAUUACAAGCUUGUGGCAGGGCAGCCUGUUCAAUGCCAACUAUGACAUCCAGAGGUUCAUUGUGGGACCAAACAGAGUGAUCUUUAUGCUACGUGACGGUGGCUAUGCCUGGGAGGUGAAGGACUUCCUUGUGGGUCAGGACAGGUGUGCAGAUGUGACACUCGAAGGACAGGUGUACCCGGGCAAGGGAGCAGAUGGCAGUACUAAAACCAAAAACCAGAGCAAACCGGAGAAAAAUAAGAAAAGUGACAGCAAGAAAUCAAAGUCAUCCACGGAAACAAACAGAGCAUCUGCUGCCAAGGAGGAUUUAUGACCGUGCCCUGAUGUUCAGACUCUAAGGACAACGAUGCGUUUCUUACAGCUGUACAGCAAUAUGUGGACAGGUCUUAUGUGGCUGAUUAUUCAGAAUCCAGGAUUAAUCUUACAGGGCAUCAAAAACGCCAGAGGCUCGCGACAACCAAUUGAAUAUCACCACUAAGGCUUCCUGCACAUGUUGCGGAUUAUGUACGUUUUUUCAGCAUGGAUUCCUGUGUGCAUAGUACGGUACCAGCAGUGUGAAAAUAGACCAAUUUCACCUUGUUGAUAUUUUCUGCUCGGAAAUUGACCUGCUGUGCGGAUUUGCAGAUCUGCAGCAUGUUAAUUAUGUUUGCAGUUUUAACUGUGGAUUUCACCCUUUUCAAAUGAAGAGUGAGAUCUGCGGCAAAACUGCAUCAAAUUUGCACGAAAAAAUACUAUCAGAAACUGCGGUUUUGGGUGCAGAAACGCACAGAAAGCCACAUAGAAAUCUGUGCGGCUCUUCUGCAUGUUCACACGCACCAGUUAUGCAGGUACCCUAAUGCUGGCUAGUAAAUGAAGGAUGUGGUUUGAUGUGCUAUAGGCAGCUGCUCCAGAUUUCACAGGUUAAGGGUCCAUUCACACGUCCGUGGUGUAUUGCGGAUCUGGAAUACACCCGGCCGGCACCCCCAUAGAAAUGCCUAUUCUUGUCUGCAAUUGCGGACAAGAAUAAAGCUGCAGACCGGAAGA
Molecule: messenger RNA, 1368 nt
Organism: Bufo gargarizans (Asiatic toad)
Lineage: Eukaryota; Metazoa; Chordata; Amphibia; Anura; Bufonidae
Gene: MESD
Product: mesoderm development LRP chaperone
Exons: 3
Coding region: 20-658 (212 amino acids)
Biological process (GO): protein folding
Source: RefSeq, a predicted model, not a curated record